This is a messenger RNA of Vespa crabro (European hornet), 881 nucleotides long. RefSeq lists its product as uncharacterized. The record is from RefSeq and is a predicted model, not a curated record. The coding region runs from base 168 to 659 and encodes 163 amino acids. The transcript has 4 exons. NCBI's taxonomy places the organism in Eukaryota, Metazoa, Arthropoda, Insecta, Hymenoptera, Vespidae.
AAUAAAAAAGAUUCAUAGUUAGAUUAAGGUAUCGUUUAAUCAUCCUACAGUAGUAUGCACGCACAUCCAUAUAUGACUAUAAAAAGGAUUUCAAAAUGAGCAUGAGAAGUUUGUAGUGUUAAUCAACGAAGUUAAAAGUGUUUUUCGAAAAAUAAAUAAUUAUUGAAAUGUAUUCAUCUACCGUUACAUUUUUUGUGUCGGCGUUAUGCGCUCUCUUACUUCCAUAUUAUGUUGUAGGAGAACUACAAAUAUUGUCAUGUAAGAAAGAAGACGUAGCACCAGGACCCAUAUCGAUGGGAGAUCUAAAUGCGUCCGGCAAUACAAUAAAAGGCUCAACACUUGAAUUCAAAGAAGAAAUAAAUCCGAGUUUUAUUACGGUACACUUACAAAUAAACGAUGAAGAUGGCAAUUCAAUGAUGGAACAAAAUACCGAUUUUUGUAGUAUGAAUUCCGCGGAUAUGUUUAAACCUUACUUCGAAUCGUUCAGAGAGCCGCAAUUUAAUAAAGGAAGUUGUCCAAUAAAUCCCGGUACUUAUAACUCGGAUGAUUUUCAAGUAGAAGCUGAUGACGGUGAAGGAACUUAUACGGUUAUUUUGGAGGUAUUAGAGGGAGGAUCAAAUUUGUUUCUCCGUGUAACUUGUGAGGUUAAACUCGAAUAGUACAGUGUAUAAUUAUCAUUUUUAAUGUUAGACAAAAUUGUCAUGAUAUAUAGCGGUGUUAAUUGUUCCAAAUGAAAGUUGAAAAAUUAAAUUUGAGAUAAAAUUGUUUUAUUACUUAUAAAAAAAGAGACGCAUAAUAACACUCUAAUUGUAUCUAUAUAGUGUGCUUCAUUUUAUUAUGUAAUUAUUUACUUAUUAUAUUAUAUUUCGUUGCAAGAUUAA